This is a messenger RNA of Hevea brasiliensis (rubber tree), 1267 nucleotides long. Its product is annotated as PTI1-like tyrosine-protein kinase At3g15890. The transcript has 4 exons. NCBI's taxonomy places the organism in Eukaryota, Viridiplantae, Streptophyta, Magnoliopsida, Malpighiales, Euphorbiaceae. The record is from RefSeq and is a predicted model, not a curated record. Gene Ontology annotation, molecular function: ATP binding; protein kinase activity. Gene Ontology annotation, biological process: protein phosphorylation. The coding region runs from base 180 to 1208 and encodes 342 amino acids.
AGCACCAAGCUAUUCUUGACUUCCUAGGCUGCAUUUUGUCUUCACCAUAAGACUUCUUCCUUCUGCUUAGAAUUCUCCAAAACAUUUGCUUGCCUCUUGUUUUCUCCAACCUCGAUCGCUCUUUCGAUUCUCACUUGCAAUUUAAUUUGGGUUCAUUUUGAAAUUUUCUUGCACAAGAAAUGACUUGGAAAUGUCUCUGCUGCGGCUUUCCCAGGGAAACUCAAACCGUGAUGAUCAGUGCAAGUAACGAGAGCGAUUAUCCCUGGGAAAGAUACACUCUCAAGGAGCUUCUGCAAGCAACAAAUAACUUUCAUAACAAUAACAAGAUUGGAGAAGGGGGAUUUGGAAGCGUGUAUUGGGGUCGAACAAGUAAAGGAGUAGAGAUAGCAGUGAAAAGACUGAAGGCGAUGACUGCAAAGGCAGAGAUGGAAUUUGCAGUCGAAGUGGAGAUACUUGGGAGGGUGAGACAUAAGAAUUUGUUAGGUUUAAGGGGAUUUUAUGCUGGCGGGGAUGAAAGGCUUAUAGUCUAUGAUUAUAUGCCUAAUCAUAGCUUGAUCACUCAUUUACAUGGCCAACUCGCUUCAGAUUGUUUGCUGGAUUGGACUCGGAGAAUGAACAUAGCUAUUGGAUCCGCUGAAGGAUUGCUGUAUUUGCACCACAAGGCCAAUCCUCAUAUAAUACACAGAGACAUAAAAGCCAGCAAUGUUCUCCUAGAUAAAGAAUUCCAAGCAAAAGUUGCAGAUUUUGGAUUUGCAAAGCUGAUACCAGAUGGAGUUACUCAUUUGACCACUAGAGUAAAAGGAACUCUAGGGUAUUUGGCUCCGGAAUAUGCCAUGUGGGGUAAAGUUUCCGAGAACUGCGAUGUGUAUAGCUUUGGAAUUUUGCUCUUGGAAAUAAUUAGUGCCAAAAAACCAUUAGAGAAACUCCCUGGAGGUGUGAAGCGUGACAUUGUUCAAUGGGCCACUCCAUAUAUUCAAAAAGGUGCAUUUGAUCACAUUGCUGACCCUAGGUUGAAUGGCAAAUUUGAUCGAACUCAGCUCAAAUCGGCUAUCAUGGUCGCAAUGAGAUGCACCGAAAGUAAUCCAGAGAAUAGACCUAACAUGAUGGAGGUGGUAGAUUGGCUUAAAGGUGGGCUAAGGAGAAGGACAAAAGAGGUAUCCUACAUACGAGACAAGGUCGAUGAAGAGGACCAAAAUGAUACCGACUAACGAUGAAGAAGGUUUUGAAGUGGAAAAUGUCAAUGGAAUAGCUAGACAGCAUUCAAAUU